This is a messenger RNA of Columba livia (rock pigeon), 3815 nucleotides long. RefSeq names its product CD151 molecule (Raph blood group) (gene CD151). Gene Ontology annotation, biological process: cell migration. NCBI's taxonomy places the organism in Eukaryota, Metazoa, Chordata, Aves, Columbiformes, Columbidae. Bases 1095 to 1853 code for a protein of 252 amino acids. The record is from RefSeq and is a predicted model, not a curated record. Gene Ontology annotation, cellular component: plasma membrane. The transcript is spliced from 9 exons.
GUGGCCACUUCUAAAGCAACUCUGUUUUUCUUGUGCCUUCUUUAAACAGAAGCUUAGAAAGACAAAAGGUGGAUGGACUGACUCUGAAAAGGGCGGAGCUUUGAUUUUUCUUGUCGCAGUCUACUGCUACCAUCGCCAGUGGCCUAGUCAGUCUUGCUCUUGAAACCUCCUGAGAAGAUGCUGUCCUAUGCCCCACCUCUACUCGGUGCUUCUGGGUGCGACACUGGGUUAUCUCCAGCUCUCCCUGAGCAUGUGCAUGGACAGCUGAGCCCAUGGAAAGCCUGAGGGAGGGUGACUCCUGGAAAUUACUGGCUGUGAGGAACAGAAACUGUAGUCUCCAUUGUUGUUCAAAAACCUUCAGGAUGCUGAAGUUGAAGACCAGAUCUCCUGUCUCACCUGCUCAUCCUUCCUUCCAAACCCUGAAGAUGAUUUUACUUUUGCCACAGCAAAGCCAAAAUGAAAUGAAGUGUCACUGUUUGUAAAAUAGCCCACUUUUCCCAUUCUUUUUUGCAGAGGCACUUUGGCAGAGCUUUACCCUGGGAUGGUGCCCAUCUUCCCACUCUGUGAGAAAUGUGCUUUUCCCUGCCACCCUAUGCCUGAAGCCAAUGGGUGGAGGGAGAAGUGAGGAACAGCAGGGCUGCAGGAUAGAGAUGAGGUGUUUUGUUGUUUCUGUGGAGAGCACCUCAUACCGUCCCUCCCCGUGGCACAAAAAAUGUUCACUGCCAGGUCCUCUUGGCAAGCAUCAGUACUGUAAUAGCAGCACUGCCUAUGCUCUGCUCUGUCCCGCCUGCCAGACUCCUCUGCUUGUGAUCUCAACAGCCUGGCAUCCCAGGGAAUUAAUUCAAUCAGCCUUAUUAGUCCUCUGUCCUGGCUGCUGGACAGUAAAAACUGGGCUGUGUGAGCAGGAGGAUAAUUACAACUUUGCAUUCCUGGUACUGCAUGUGAGAAUAAGAGCUUUCUGCUUUCCUGAAUCCAGCAGAGGACCAGAGCCAGCAAGAAAAGAGGGGUGGAAGAAAGCACUUGAAGAGGACUGAACAUUUGCUUUGGCGCUGUGAGCUGCUUUGGUGGUGGAAGGAACUUGCUGAGCCAGAAAGAUGCGUGAGUAUACAGAAAAGAAGGAAACAUGUGGGGCCAUCUGUCUCAAGUACCUGCUCUUCAUCUUCAACUUCUUUUUCUGGCUGGCUGGCGGGGCUGUGAUGGCCGUGGGCGCCUGGACCCUUGCUGAGAAGAGUGACUACAUCAGCCUGCUCUCCUCCAGCACGUAUUCGGCAACUGCUUAUAUUCUGGUGGUGGCUGGGGUGGUUGUCAUGGUUACCGGCAUCCUUGGUUGCUGUGCUACCUUCAAAGAGCGUCGGAAUUUGCUAAGAGUGUACUUCAUAUUGUUACUGUGCAUCUUUCUCCUGGAGAUCAUUGCUGGAAUCCUGGCCUAUAUCUAUUAUCAGCAGCUGAGCAUGGAGCUGAAGCAAAAUUUGAAGAACACCAUGACCCAGAAGUACCGGAAGGCGGGAGAAGAGAGUGUUACCAGUGCAGUAGACAAACUGCAGCAGGAGUUCAAGUGCUGUGGGAGCAACAACUACACAGACUGGGCUGACAGCCAGUGGAUCAAAUCUCCAGAGGCCAGUGGACGGAAAGUCCCAGACAGCUGCUGUAAGACAAUAACUGACCUGUGUGGCCGAAGAGACCAUCCUUCCAACAUCUACAAGGAGAGCGGUUGCAUUACCAAACUGGAAAACUUCAUUCAAGAGCAUCUGAAAAUUAUCGGGGCAGUGGGGAUCAGCAUUGCUUGUGUGCAGAUCUUCGGGAUGAUUUUCACCUGCUGCUUGUACAAGAGUUUAAAGCCAGAACCAUAUUAAUAGCUGCAGGAACUCUUGCUCACCCUCUGCCACUUCCCUUAGUGCCUGCCAACCUGACCACUCGCCACCACCACCACAGAAGUGUCUGUAACCUGAGGACUUGGCUCUGUAAUUAAAUGCCUCUCAAACUAUGCACCACUUUACCUGCCCCUGUAGGGGAAAGCCACUCUCCUUGGUGAUUACAAGGCACCAGGAGUUCAGUGGGUUCUCUUCCUUGGCAAGAAACAAGAGAGCUGUUGAUCUGCUGCUAGAAGCUUUAGCUAAACAGUCCCUUGAUAUAACUACAAAGCAAGAUAUAUCCAGAGCCAUUUCUCCUGAGCCGACAUGAAGGUAUCAGGAUGCUAUACAAGAACCCUGGUUUGCUCUCUGAGAAGUGGCUCAACAGCAGCAGGCAUUGACUGUGAGGACAAAUGACAUUUCUCCGCUGAGCUGGAGCCAGAGCUGAGUCUCUCAUAUGUGGAAGAUCUCUCUCCCUCCUCCCAAGGUGUGCACCAAUGUCCUAACACAGCUGUUCUCUGCCUAAGAGGAUGUCUGCCUGGUUACGUGGGGCAGCACCUACCCUCCCUGCUGAUUGGGAGCACGGUGUGCUGUAGUUGAAAUCUUGUCAUCACUCUGAUGUUGCCGAGAUGUGGGUGCCUUAGGAUUUCUCAGCAAUCCUUCCUCCUCUUGAAGCUUCCCCCAGCACAGUGCCAUUAGGGGCCCCAGGAGGCCUUUUGCCUCCUAGCGGUUCUGGAGCAAAGAUGAUGGGCUACUUUCUAAUUCUUUUGGGUCUAGUCUGUUUUAUUGAGUGGCUUCCAGUGUGAAUGAGAAGACUUUUUUCCUCCUAAGUAUCACCUGCUGAGGUUUGGGGAAGAACUGGUAUAGGCUUGUCUCUCUUGGGCAGGAAGUGAAUAUAUACAAAUGUUUUAUUAGCCUCCAAAGAGCUCACUAAUCAACUAAGGGGUUUCUGACUUUAUUGAGAUCUGGAAGCCUACUUUACUGCUGAGAAGGUCAGGAGAGUCAACUUCAACCAGCUGCCACAAUGUACCUGGUAAAUGGUAGUGUUGGGUUAACUGCCUGUUUGCUGCAGAGGAACAGGUUUUAUUUAAAUAUUCUCUCUGCGUUGGGAUCCUGGAUACAUACAGGACAAAGACAUCCCCAUUGCCAUGGACUUGGUGCCAUCAUGAUGCCAGCAGGGGCUUAGCCUGAAUUCAUAGGAUCUUGUGUGCCUCUUUUCUUGUUCUCACCUUCCUGAUAUGCCUGUUCCACCCACGAAGCAGAAAGGGCUGUGGAGUUUUGGUGUUUUUAAGCAGUGAAGACAAACCCUUUUAUAAACAAAUUUAUUCCCUCUCCUGGCCUUUUAAUGGUGCUGGCUGAGCUAUGUUCCUUGGCAGCAGACUGUUAACAUGAGCAAAAUCACCCAGACCCCUGAAGGGUCUUGCAGCAUCAUGGGGUUUUUAGUUCACAGAGCAGAAAUCUUAGACUGGCACUAAAGGGUGACAAGUUAAAAUUCAGAGCAGGUCAAUCUGAAACACCCCCAUCAACAUCAGACCCAGUAAAUAAUCCUUAACUAAUGCAGAAAGAGUGUUGGAGGAACCGAGGUGUAUCCUUGGUUCCACAGCAGUAGGAAAGAGGGAAAUCUAAAUUAUUGUGUAAUGAUCUAAAGGAGAAACUUCUAAAUUAUUUCUUCUUUUAUAGUCAAGUUCCUGACAAGUAUUGACUACUAACUAAGAGGAAAAUAUUGAGCAUGUUGCUUGAAGCAAUAUUUCUACUUUCUUAAGUAUAUCUUCGUAGCUGCCUUUACCCGGUUCCUUCAGAUAUAUUGUACAGGGUUGGGAAGGCCAGGAAGAAUGAGAUACGAACAUAAGUUGGCUUUUGUCUUUUGAGCUGUUUUAUACUUUGUGUAAUAAUAUACAUUGCUUUUUUUAAACCCAGUUUAAGUUGCUGGCCAAUAGAAAAAUAAAGCUUAAGAUUCUAUACUUA